Molecule: messenger RNA, 4418 nt
Organism: Aedes aegypti (yellow fever mosquito)
Lineage: Eukaryota; Metazoa; Arthropoda; Insecta; Diptera; Culicidae
Product: zinc finger protein on ecdysone puffs
Exons: 7
Coding region: 2176-4179 (667 amino acids)
Source: RefSeq, a predicted model, not a curated record
GUGCCUUUCGCAUCAUUGCCAAACAGCAGCCAGCAACCGCAGAAGGAAGAAAAAGUACUUUGUGAAAAUUUUCUGGCUUGUCGGUGGUCAGCCAUCAGCUAUCAGUGCGUGUUCUAGUUAAAAAUAGUGCGUAAAGUUGGAAUCGAAUCGUGCUUGAAACGGUUUCAAAGUGAAAACUAAGUGGCCAGUUACCGGAAAGUUGAAUUUUUGACUCAGGAAGCACAUAAAAAAAUCGGUCGGAGUAAUAUGACGCGAGGUGGUAGGGGUUAUUCGAGGGGCGGUGGCUCCCGUGGGGGAAGUUCCUAUCGAGGAGGAGGCAGUUACCGGGGAUCGGACCACCACGGCAGAAGCAGCUAUAACGGAAGAGAUAACUCUCGAAAUCGGUACAGCGGUGGCGGUGGAGGAAGCUAUGGAGAUUCACGCUCGUCCCGGUAUGACAGCGAUCGGUAUUCCAGGCCGGAUAAUCGCCAGGGAGGUGGCGGUGGAGGUUACAAGCGAAAUGAUUCGUACAAGGAUUCAAGAGACCGUCGUUCUCCGGACCGCAAGAGGCCUCGUACGGAACAUUCAUCGCAGACGAAGAAGAGUAAUAGAACAGAUAGUAUGAACUAUUUUCACAAGCUUCCUCUUUGAGACCAAAACUGUACGAAACUAGAACGAAUAAUCUUUCAAAACUGAAAAGCAUUACCGAUUCGAACUGAAUCUAAGAACAAAAAAAGUCUGUAACAAGUUUGGUUGAAUCGAGAGAGAAGCAGGAAAUGCUUGAAAGAACCGGUUUGAGUUAGCCAAUUUCAUCUCCAUCCAGUAAUCGAACGAGCAAAAUCUGCAGUCUCUGAUUAACCCGAUCGAUGCGUGGAGAAUGAAAUAUCGGAUUGGGACAGAGAGCAAGCGAUUUGAAUGAAGAAAAACGGCAGCCUUUCUGUAGAUUUUCCCAGUGCGCCCGUCAUGUCAUGUAGAAGAACUUGAACGUAAAAGUACUAGCGAUUCAUAUAUUUCUCGAGUGGAAAAUCCGAACAUUACUCAAUGGACUGUGACCGUCGCCAGCCGCGUACCGGCAGCCUAGUCCGGAAUCUACUACGACCAAGCGAUUGAAUGCGAUUUUGAGAGUGAGCGAUCAGUUUUGUAUUAGCCACGUGACGCGAAUAGCAUCUCUUCGAGUCAGAUCUCGGCGUGUAAAUCACACCAAUCUUCGUGUGUUGCUGUUACAAAAAAGAGACAGUUCCAAUCCAUAACAGGAUCAGGAUGAGUGUGCGAAGCUGGAAUGAGCCAUACCUUGUUAUAUCUAGUUUGUGUUUGUCCACCUUUGCCGCGAUGGCGUUUGUAGCAAGUGCGGAAACCAAGUAGGAAAAGACGUAAAUGAUACAACCUUCGAGAUGUGUAACGAUUGGGAGAUUACUUCAACGAUGAGCUUCUUGGGAUCUUGCGUGGAGCCGGAUCCGAAUCGAUAUAUUAUGUUAUGUAAUUUUUUCCUUAAGCCAGCGCCUAGAAGCUGACCGCUUUCCAGAGGAAUCCUGCACUGCGAAGCAGAUAGGCUUCUGACGGCAGCGGCCAGGAUGUCUCCUCAUCUAUUUAUGUUUCCUAUUUGUCCUACCAACACUUGACUCAUCGCGUGGCUACUGAAAUUACCCACAGUACAAGACACAGAAUGCGGGGGACGACCAGGAAGUGUGGUCAGAAUGUUUCUUAUCUUUAGCCAAAAAUAGAGAAUAACCUACUAAAAGCUCACAUUAUAGCACCAAACCACCAACAAUAAAUCCAAAAUAUAAACAUCCAAUACAAUCUUACUCAUAACUAAUUUCUCAACCUCAAUCUUCAUCAACUUCGAUAUCUUUCCUGCGCCUGUAUGUAUGCCUGAUUCACACACACAAAUUCACAUGCAAUUCGAAUCAUGCGCGCAAAUGUGUUGUUCCUGGUGUCGCGGAAUGGCCAAACACGAAAUGAUCUUCGGUCGGCGACAUCAUUGAUUGGAUGUGACAGGGCGGAGGUCGCCGAGAUUAUGGUGGAAGCAGUGGAGCCGGAGAUUAUCACCGUAGGGAUGGUAGUGGUGCUCGCGGAGGCUCUUCCAGUCGUUACCAUGAUGGUGGUAGCUCAUCCUACGAUAAACGUGGCAAUGAUCAUCAUUCCUCGUCGGUUGGUAGCAGUGGUGGAGGCGGCGGCGGUGGAGCUAGCCGUGAUCGAAUGGAUAAUCGCAGUAGCAGCCGGGGACGCGGAGAUAGAUCCCGGGAACCGAUGGGACCACCAAGGUCGGUUGCUCCUCGUAACAACACAAAUCGGGGACCACCGAUCCGCACUUCGAUGGGUUCGCGUGGGUCGGCACCGAUGUCGACGCUGCGCCGGGGUUCGACACGAGGUAGGCUUACGAGUCGUUUCAGGAACGAUGGGCGCCGCGGGAUGAUCACAAGUCGUAUGGGAAGCAGACGGGACGUGAGACCAAUACCGCCCAGAAGAAACUUCCCGUCAAUUCGAGGCAGACGGGACGGCAUCGGACGCAUCACCAAACGAACGAUUAUGGAGUCAUCCAGGGUGUCCAGGAAGGCUCUGAUCAAGCGCGCUCUGGCUGCUGCUAAGGAGCUGGAUGACGAUCAAACCACCGAAAACGAAGGCGACGACGACGAUGAAGUCGAUGAGGAGAAGGAAGUUUUGGAGGGUGAUGAUGAGGAGGUCCAUGACGAGACCAGGGAUGACGAAGAGGAAGAGGAAGACGAUGGGGAUAAAACCGUUAAGGACGAGGACGAAGAAGAAGAAGACGUCGAAGAGGGAGACAAGACCGAAGACCACGAAGACAAGGAAGGUGAUGACAAGGCCGAUGAUACCAAAGAGGGAGAAGAUGGCGAAGGCGAUGAAAAGAAGGAAGCUCCCUCCACUCCUAAAAAGAGCGUCAAGAAGGUGGCUGCCAAACCGAAAGGUACCCCAGGAAGUGAAAAAUCCACCGACAAAGAUGGAGAAAGGAAGAAGUCCGACACAAGGAUCAACACCAAGUACACCAAAUCGUUCAUCAAGUUGAACUGCGUUCAGUGUCACACCAAGUGCAUCACAUUCAAGGAAUACCAAAAUCACUUGUUCCGUGGAUUGCAUCGCACUGCAAUGCGCCGCGUCGCGAACAAGACACGCGAAAAGCUGAUGGAAAUGCGUCAGGCCCAACGGGCAGCCCAAAAGGAAGAGGACGAAAAAGUCGAUGAGAACAGCGAGCAGAAGUCGUCCUACUGUUUGCUGUGCCAGUUGAACUUCCGGCAGCCGAAAUCCGUCCACCAGAAAUCGGACGGCCACAAAGAGAUGAAACGGUUCCUAAUGCCGUACUGUGCCACCUGCAAGAUCCACUUCAAGAGCCCCAUGGCCUACGAAGCUCAUCGGGCCUCGUUGGAACAUCUCAAGUUCAAAGCCCGCGUCGAACGGUAUGCCAAGGAUGACGGCGAAGAUGGUGCCGAAAUCGAUCUGGAGAACUUUACCACUGUCGAUGAGGUUGGCAACGUCGACGAACCUACCGAUACCAGUAAGGAAACCCUUUCCACUCCGAAGAAGGGAGAAUCCGUUGGAAGGCCAGGAUCGGACGAUGAGGACGACAGCGAUGACGAAACCGUUAUCGGCCGCGAACACGUCAAGAAGGUUGAAGUGCAGUACUGCGACCUGUGCAAUAUGUAUCUGCCCCGAAGAGAUGAUCCGGAACAAAUGGUGGCGAUGCACUGCAAGACCCGAUCACAUCUCAAGCUGUACAUCCACGAGCGAGAGGACAAGAAACUCCGGGAACGGGCUGAACGGAUCCACAAGAAGAAACUCAGCGAUGCGAAGGCCAAGAAAAAUGCCAAGAAAGAGAAAGAUGCCAGCAUAUCCGAGGCUGACGCCAGUGAGAAGCAGGAUUCCGCCGAGAAGAAAACCGGCGAGGAAGGAGAGGGCAAGGAAACCACCACGGACGAUCAGAUGUGGGAAGUGGUCGACAACGACAUUGGCGAUUUGCUGCGCGAAGUCGGAGGCCCAGGUGAAGACGGUGAAGAGGAAGAAGACGACGAAAAAGCCAGCUCGGAACGGUACGAUAAAUUCAAACACACCGAGAAGAACGGACUGGACCAGAGUAACAUUCAUGACAGCACCGGCGAAGAGGAAGCCGCGGACAAGAAAACCGGAUCGAAGAAGGCCUCCAACGGUGAUGUCAACGGAGCCGAAAAGGAAGUCAAGGCUGAAGCCUAAAUCGGACGCAAGUUUUUGAUCGUGUAAUUGUGGACACAACAUUUCGCUGUAAGUCAUCAAGGUAGUAUAAGUGUAUACCUUAUCUCAGUUUUAAAUUUUCAACCUUCCUUUUUAUCGAACAGGAUAAGAAUAUUGAACUAUUAAAUAUUAAAAAAAAAAACAACAAACUUAAUCGUAUAAUGAUAACGCUAUAAGCUACCGUAACUAGAACCUCACAUUGAAAUAAAGGAAGAAAAAUA